Molecule: messenger RNA, 492 nt
Organism: Striga hermonthica
Lineage: Eukaryota; Viridiplantae; Streptophyta; Magnoliopsida; Lamiales; Orobanchaceae
Source: the annotation of a GenBank genome assembly
AUGUCCUCUUUAAUUUCCAAAAUACCUUCCAAGUCCCUCGCCCGGACGCUCCUCCGCCGGACCCUCUGCACCGCGACGGAGACACGUACCCAGAAGCUCGAGCGCAUCGCCGACGAACUCCUGGACUUGAACAAGUUCGAGCGCCACGAUUACGUCGUCCUGCUCCGCUACAAGAUGGGCUUCAAUCGCUACGGACCGGCGGCCACCGCGCCCGGUGCACAAUCUGCGUCGUCAGCCGGCGCAGGCUCGUCGGCCGCCCCCGCGGCUGCCAAGGAGAAAACGGCGUUCGACGUGAAACUGGAGAAAUUCGAGUCCUCGGCCAAGCUUAAGGUGAUCAAGGAGAUCAGGUCCUUCACGGAUUUGGGGCUGAAGGAGGCUAAGGAUCUGGUGGAGAAGACGCCGGCGGUGGUGAAGAAGGGGGUCACCAAGGAGGAGGCCGAGAAGAUCGUCGAGAAGCUAAAGGGAGUCGGGGCCACGGUUGUGUUAGAAUGA